Peromyscus eremicus (cactus mouse) is the source of this 3070-nucleotide messenger RNA. RefSeq names its product NLR family pyrin domain containing 6 (gene Nlrp6). Gene Ontology annotation, cellular component: canonical inflammasome complex; cytoplasm. The record is from RefSeq and is a predicted model, not a curated record. Bases 1 to 2613 code for a protein of 870 amino acids. Gene Ontology annotation, molecular function: peptide binding; vasopressin receptor activity. Gene Ontology annotation, biological process: acute inflammatory response; regulation of inflammatory response; response to bacterium. The transcript has 8 exons. Lineage: Eukaryota; Metazoa; Chordata; Mammalia; Rodentia; Cricetidae.
AUGGAUGUGGCUGGAGCCUCCUGCUCCAGCUCGGAGGCGUUGGCAAGGGAGCUGCUUCUGGCCGCACUAGAGGACUUGAGCCGGGAGCAGCUGAAGCGCUUUCGCCACAAGCUGCGGGAUGCACCCCUGGAUGGCCGGAGCAUCCCGUGGGGGCGACUGGAGAACUCAGACCCCGUGGACCUCGUCGACAAGCUGACCCAGUUUUACGGGUCAGAGCCAGCCGUGGAUGUGACCCGAAAAAUCCUGAAGAAGGCAGAUGCUCGAGAUGUGGCCAUGCGGCUCAAGGAGCAGCAGCUGCAGCGGCUCGGCCCCAGCUCAGCAGUUCUCUCCGUGUCCGAGUACAAGAAGAAAUACCGUGAGCACGUGCUGCUACAGCACGCCAAGGUGAAGGAGAGGAACGCCCGCUCGGUGAAGAUCAACAAGCGCUUCACCAAGCUGCUCAUCGCGCCGGGGAGCGGCGCCGUGGAGGACGAGCUGCUGGGGCCGUCGGGGGAGCCCGAGCCUGAGCGUGCGAGGCGCUCUGACACACACACCUUCAAUCGGCUCUUCCGGGGAGAUGACCAGGGCCUGCGGCCGCUGACCGUGGUGCUGCAGGGCCCGGCAGGCAUUGGCAAGACCAUGGCCGCCAAGAAAAUCCUCUACGACUGGGCGUCAGGCAAGCUAUACCACGGCCAGGUGGACUUCGCCUUCUUCAUGCCGUGCGGCGAGCUGCUGGAGAGGCCGGGUACGCGCAGCUUGGCAGACCUGAUCCUGGACCAGUGUCCGGACCGCAAGGCGCCGGUGCGGCAGAUCCUGGCGCAUCCCCAGCGCCUGCUGUUUAUCCUGGACGGUGCGGACGAGCUGCCUGCUGUAGUAGCCCCGGAGGCCGCGCCCUGCACAGACCCUUUUGAGGCUAUGAGUGGCUUGAGAGUACUGAGCGGACUGCUAAGCCAGGAGCUGCUGCCCUUGGCUCGCUUGCUGGUCACUACACGCAAUGUCGCCCCCGGGAGGCUGCAGGGCAGACUGUGCUCGCCACUGUGCGCAGAAGUGCGCGGCUUCUCAGACAAAGACAAGAAGAAGUAUUUCUUCAAGUUCUUCCAGGAUGAGAGGAAGGCCGAGCGCGCUUACCGCUUCGUAAAAGAGAACGAGACGCUGUUCGCACUGUGCUUCGUGCCUUUCGUGUGCUGGAUCGUGUGUACUGUGCUGCAGCAGCAGCUGGAGCUGGGCCAGGAUCUGUCUCGUACUUCCAAGACCACGACAUCGGUGUACCUGCUCUUCAUCGCCAGCAUGCUGAAAUCUGCAGGCGCCAAUGGACCCCGGGUACAGGGAGAACUGCGCACACUGUGCCGCCUGGCCCGGGAGGGCAUCUUGAAUCAUAAAGCACAGUUCUCAGAAAAUGAGAUAGAGCGGUUGAAGCUUCAGGGCUCCCAAGUUCAGGCACUGUUUCUCAGCAAGAAGGAAUUGCUGGGCGUGCUAGAAAAGGAGGUCACCUACCAGUUCGUUGACCAGAGCUUCCAAGAGUUCUUGGCUGCAUUGUCCUACCUAUUGGAGGCUGAGGGGGCUCCGGGGGCACCAGCCGGAGGUGUGCAGAAGCUCCUGAGCUCUAACGUAGAGUUGCGUGGUUAUCUUGCACUCACCACUCGCUUCCUCUUUGGACUACUGAGUGCAGAGAGGAUUCGUGACAUUGAACGACAUUUUGGCUGUGUAGUGCCACAGCGUGUGAAACAGGACACCCUGCGGUGGGUACAAGGACAGAGCCACCACAAGGUGGCACCAGUAGGGGCAGACAAGAAGGAUGAGCUGGAGGACACUGAGGAACCAGAGGAGGAAGAGGAGGAUCUCAAUUUUGGUCUGGAGCUGUUGUACUGCCUGUAUGAGACACAAGAGGACACCUUUGUUCAACAGGCUCUCGGCAGCCUUCCAGAGAUGGUCCUGGAGCGAGUUCGGUUCACUCGCAUGGACCUGGAGGUCCUGAGCUACUGUGUGCAGUACUGCCCGCCUGGGAAGGCUCUGAGACUGGUCAACUGUGGGCUGGUGGAGGCAAAGCAAAAGAAAAAGAAGAGUCUGGUGAAGCGGCUGACGGGUUCUCGAAACACCACGAAACAAACCCCAGUCUCCCUGCUGCGUCCACUCUGUGAGGCCAUGACUGCCCAACAAUGUGGUCUGAGUAUUCUGAUCUUGUCACACUGCAAACUCCCUGAUACAGUUUGCCGAGACCUCUCUGAGGCCCUGAAGGUAGCGCCAGCCCUAAAGGAACUGGGCCUCCUCCAGAACCAGCUCACUGAGGCAGGCCUGCGUUUACUGUGUGAAGGACUGGCUUGGCCCAAGUGCCAGGUGCAGACACUCAGGGUGCAACUGCCUAGCCUCCAAGAAGCAAUCCAGUACCUGGUCAUCGUGCUCCAGCAGAGCCGGGCCCUGACCACCCUGGACCUCAGUGGCUGUCAGCUGCUUGGUUUCAUGGUGUCCUGCCUGUGUUCAGCCCUGAAGUACCCUACAUGCUGCCUAAAGACACUCAGUCUGACCUCUGUGGAGCUGAGUGACCUGUCACUGAGGGAGCUUCAAGCUGUGAAGACAUCAAAGCCAGAUCUGACCAUCCUCCAUUCAAAACUAGACACAAAGCCUCUCAAGGGAUGAAGCAGGGUCUUCUGAGACCCUGGAGGCCAGAACAGGGGCAAGGAUGCUGCAGCCGAAGCCCUUAGGAAGAUGGCCUCCCCAUUCAAAAGCAGGGGGAUGCCAGUUUCUCCGUCCAGGCAAGUCUCUCAAGCCAAGAAGCCACAGAAGGGCAAGCAAAGGACCCAGGUAGAUACAGGGCCUUGAUAGCUCCUGGAUAGGCCUGACACAUGCCCUGCCUUGAACACUCUGAGGUUACUCUUCCCCCAGCCCCACAGCUACUGCUGCCUUCCUUUCUGGGCCCUCCAAUCUGUCCCUUGCAGAUAAUCCCAGCAGUAAUAAGAAUAUUCAAUAACUGAACAUACUGUUUAAUGGUGUUACUCAUCUUUGAUCUGGCCCACAUCUGUUGUAUGAGUGGAUGUGGGCCCCCAAGUACCACCUUCUGUAGGCAGAAGGUAGGUGGAUCACCAUUCCAAUCUGG